Messenger RNA from Vavraia culicis subsp. floridensis, 915 nucleotides. RefSeq lists its product as uncharacterized. The coding region runs from base 1 to 915 and encodes 304 amino acids. The record is from RefSeq and is a predicted model, not a curated record. Lineage: Eukaryota; Fungi; Microsporidia; Pleistophoridae. The transcript has a single exon.
AUGUACGAAGUUUCGUGCUUUUCCCGUUUAAAAACGAGUGACCCUCUAACCCUCAUCAACAGCACAAUGGCAAGCAGAAAAAACAUAACCGCAAGAAAAAGAGCAUCGGGCAUGACAAAUGAGAAAGAAAGUACAAAGGAAAACACCAACAGGAGAACAAGGGACACAAAAAAAUACGAGGAUGAUAACAGUGAAACAAAGAGCGCUGAUGAUAUGUACGGGCAUACAGACCUGCAGUAUUCGACGCACUGUGCCUCUGAUGAGACUGCAAAUUCCCUUUCACAUGACAGUAGAGAAUCGUUCAGUUCCGAGCGAGUGCAUGCGUAUGAUCAUGAGAGCAUGGAUGCUCGUGCAUGUUCUGGAAGAGUGAUGGAGUACAUCGAGCGUUAUAAAGUUAAUCCACAGGGCAUUACUAUGCCACAGCACGUGGUGCAGACGAACAGUAAGCCUAUUUACAGCCAGCUGAUCGAUCCUAAGGAUAAGACUUGGUGGUCUGAAACAGAGGUAGAGUACCUCAGAAAGGGCGUGCUAAUGUUUGGCUGCGGUCGCUGGACAAGAAUAUACAAAACGUACAAGGAGUACUUUCAAAAAGGUAGAAGACCGUGCGAUUUGAAGGAUAAAUAUCGGUUGCUCACCAAGAGCACAAGUUACCGUACAAGGACACUCAGCUCGUUCGUUGAGGUCGAUGCCAACAGUAAAAAGGUUGACAACACGGUGUAUAGGAAGAUGUUUCCCCACGAGGUUGCUCACGAAAUUGCCAGGCUGAAGGGCAGGGAUGAUAUGAUCAUUUGUCUGGCUAAUGAAGCAAGUUGGAACGAUUCUCUGGGUAGGUAUUACAAGAUACACAAGUACUUGGUGAGCGUGAUUGAGGGAAAGAUGAGGGUGAACAAAGUUAUUGAGAGGAAAGGAGAUUAA